AUGAAUAAGCUUAUUCCCGUUAUCAAUCAAUUACAAGACGUAUUCAACACCAUUGGUGUGAAGGGUAUCGAUCUUCCACAAAUAGUUGUGGUAGGUGCGCAGUCUGCUGGUAAAUCAUCCGUUCUCGAAAGUAUAGUUGGCAGAGACUUCUUGCCAAGAGGGUGUGGAAUGGUCACCAAACGGCCUUUGAUUCUCCAAUUAGUUAAUUUGCCACCAACGGAAACAACUGAGUGGGGUGAGUUUGCUCACAAAGCCGGAGAGGUCUUCAAGGACUUUGAAGACAUCAAAAAGGAAAUUGAGAACGAGACUAUUCGACUUACUGGGAAGAGUAAAACCAUUUCCACUGUAGCAAUUCGUCUUAAAAUAUACUCUCCAUAUGUAGUAGAUCUGACUCUUGUCGACUUGCCUGGUCUUACCAAAAUUUCAGUUGAAGGGCAGGAGAAGGACAUCAGUCAGCAACUCAAACAAAUGGUGUUGAAGUUCAUUGAAAGUCCGAACGCUAUUAUCCUUGCAGUCACUUCUGCAAAUGUCGAUUUAGCAACAUCAGAUGCUCUUUCCAUUGCAAGAGAAGUGGAUCCUGAAGGUGAUCGAACAAUUGGGGUGUUGACUAAAAUGGAUUUGAUGGACAAAGGGACGGACGCGAUGGACGUCUUGUAUGGAAGAGUCUACCCACUCAAACUUGGAUAUAUCGGGGUCUUGAAUAGAUCACAAGAAGACAUAGAAAAAAAAGUACCAAUCAGACAAGCAUUAAAAUCGGAAAAGGAGUGGUUUACAAAUCAUCCCAUUUACGGGAAAAUUGCGGAUAGACUUGGAGUCUCGUAUUUGUCAAAGACUCUCAACCAAAUGCUCAUGCAACACAUCAUGAAUUCGUUACCCUCUUUGAGAAUCACUAUCACAGAAAUGUUGAACAAAACACGACAAGAGUAUUCGAAGUUUGCUGUGGAAUUUGAUCAAAAAGACGUCGCGCUGCUUGAAAAGAUCAUCGAGUAUUGCACCAAUUUCAACAAGACCAUUAGUGGGGAAAAAUUUGAUAUUGAAAAACACGAGCUGAUUGGAGGCGCAAAGCUCUUUGAUGUAUUUGAAAACGUCUAUAGACCAGUCAUCGACCAACUUGACUUGAUCAGCGAGAUCUCCGACAGAGACAUUAAGACGGCUAUGAGAAACACUGAGGGCGUCACUUUGUCGCUCUUCCUUUCACAAACAGCUUUUGAGACUUUAGUCAAACAACAAAUCGAUAAGUUCACUGAGUCUUCUCACGUCUGUGUUGACAACAUCAAGCGGGAGAUGUCGAAAAUCUUCAACUACGUUGCUUCGGACACCGUCAUUCGAUACGCCAAAUUGCGCGACGGCAUUGUCCAAUCGUCUGACAAAGUACUUGAGAAGAAUCUUGAAAACACUCAUGAGGUCGUCCAGAACUUGAUUGCUAUCGAAGAGUCUUACAUUAAUACUGUUCACCCAGACUUCGACGCAACUGACAUUAUGCUGAAAGCAGGCGCUUCCGAUUCGUUGCCAAAGGAUCAACCACCCAAACCAGUGCAACCACCAAAGCCCAUCGCUCAAGCUCCACAAAAGCCAAAACCAAAAAAAGUAGAACAACCAAAAAGCUCCUGGUUUGGAUGGGGAAGCAAACCCCUUCCACAGCCAGAAGAAGAGGAAGCAGAAGUCGAAGAACAGAAGGUCGCGCCUGCUGAAAUUAAGCCGCAACCAAUCGAAUUGGAGCCAACUGACAUCAGAGAGCAACGUAACAUUCGAAUGAUGCGUGAACUCACCAAAAGUUACCUAGAAAUUGUCAGAAAGAGUGUGGAGGACUUUGUCCCAAAGGCUAUUAUGCAUUUCCUCGUCAAUCAGACGUGCAAAGAUUUACAAAACGAACUCAUCCAACAACUCUACAAAUCAGACAAAAUCGACGACUUGAUGAGCGAAAGCCCUGCUAUCACAACAAAGCGUGAAAUGCUCAAGAAGAACCUUGACGCCCUCCAAUCCGCCUAUGACAUUCUCCAAGGUAUUGUGACUGUCAAAGUUGAUUAA
Entamoeba invadens IP1 is the source of this 2028-nucleotide messenger RNA. RefSeq names its product dynamin, putative. Bases 1 to 2028 code for a protein of 675 amino acids. The record is from RefSeq and is a predicted model, not a curated record. Gene Ontology annotation, molecular function: GTPase activity; GTP binding; microtubule binding. Gene Ontology annotation, cellular component: cytoplasm; microtubule; membrane. NCBI's taxonomy places the organism in Eukaryota, Evosea, Mastigamoebida, Endamoebidae. The transcript has a single exon.